GCCGACAGGAGCUUUCUUUUUACUUCUGCGAGGAAACAACAAGCAACAUGAGUUCCCUCAAGCUCCAGAAGAGGCUGGCAGCCUCGGUUAUGCGAUGUGGCAAGAAGAAGGUCUGGUUGGAUCCUAACGAAAUCAACGAGAUUGGAAACACCAACUCCCGCCAGAGCAUCCGCAAGCUGAUCAAGGAUGGUCUGAUCAUCAAGAAGCCGGUGGUGGUGCACUCGCGUUACCGUGUCCGCAAGAACACAAUCGCGCGCCGCAAGGGCCGCCACUGCGGCUACGGCAAGAGGAAGGGUACGGCGAACGCGCGUAUGCCCCAGAAGAUGCUGUGGAUGAACCGUAUGCGCGUGCUGCGUCGCCUGCUCAAGAAGUACCGCGAGGCGAAGAAGAUCGACCGCCACCUGUACCACGAUCUGUACAUGCGCGCGAAGGGUAACGUGUUCAAGAACAAGCGCAUCCUGAUGGAGCACAUCCACAAGCGGAAGGCCGAGAAGGCGCGCAGCAAGAUGCUGAGCGACCAGGCCGAAGCCAAGCGUACCAAGGUGCGCGAGGCCCGCAAGCGCCGCGAGGAGCGCAUCGCCAACAAGAAGCAGGAGCUGCUGCAGACCAUCGCCAAGGAGGAGGAGAGCGCGCAGCAGGUUGCGGCCACCGGCAAGAAGUAAACACCGCGUUUCGUGCGCUUUGUUUGAUCGUGUGUGAGCGAGCGAGAAGUUUAAGGUAUUUUAAGGCAAAGAUACAGAAAAAAACAAAAUACAAAAGCACUCCUGGAUUGGGGGAGAUAUGUUUGAAGCUGCACGGUUUUAAAUAUACCUCUUCGGAAUGAGAAAAA
Messenger RNA from Culex pipiens pallens (northern house mosquito), 829 nucleotides. RefSeq names its product 60S ribosomal protein L19 (gene RpL19). The record is from RefSeq and is a predicted model, not a curated record. Gene Ontology annotation, biological process: translation. Lineage: Eukaryota; Metazoa; Arthropoda; Insecta; Diptera; Culicidae. The transcript is spliced from 3 exons. Gene Ontology annotation, cellular component: ribosome; cytosolic large ribosomal subunit. Bases 48 to 662 code for a protein of 204 amino acids. Gene Ontology annotation, molecular function: structural constituent of ribosome; RNA binding.